This is a messenger RNA of Callithrix jacchus (white-tufted-ear marmoset), 1167 nucleotides long. Its product is annotated as olfactory receptor 56A5. The record is from RefSeq and is a predicted model, not a curated record. Gene Ontology annotation, biological process: G protein-coupled receptor signaling pathway. NCBI's taxonomy places the organism in Eukaryota, Metazoa, Chordata, Mammalia, Primates, Cebidae. Gene Ontology annotation, cellular component: plasma membrane. Gene Ontology annotation, molecular function: G protein-coupled receptor activity; olfactory receptor activity.
AUGACUUUACCCAGCAACCACUCCACUUCCCCAGUCUCUGAGUUCUUCCUCAUUUGUUUCCCCAAUUUCCAGAGCUGGCAGCACUGGCUGUCCCUGCCCCUCAGCCUCCUCUUCCUCCUGGCCAUGGUGGCCAACGCCACUCUCCUGAUCACCAUCUAUUUGGAGGCCUCUCUGCAGCAGCCCUUGUACUACCUGCUCAGCCUCCUCUCUCUGCUGGACAUUGUGCUCUGUCUCACUGUUAUCCCUAAGGUCCUGGCCAUCUUCUGGUUCAACUUCAGGUCGAUCAGCUUCCCUGCCUGCUUCCUCCAGAUGUUCAUCAUGAACAGUUUUCUGACCAUGGAGUCCUGCACGUUCAUGGUCAUGGCCUAUGACCGCUAUGUGGCCAUCUGUAAGCCCCUACAGUACUCAUCUAUCAUCACUGAUCAAUUUGUGGCUAGGGCUGCCAUCUUUGUUGUGGCCAGGAAUGGCCUUCUUACUAUGCCUAUCCCCAUACUUUCUUCUCAACUCCGAUACUGUGCAGGACACAUUAUCAAGAACUGCAUCUGUACUAAUGUGUCUGUUUCCAAACUCUCUUGUGAUGACACCACCUUGAAUCAGUGCUACCAGUUUGUUAUAGGUUGGACUCUUCUGGGCUCUGACCUCAUCCUCAUUGUUCUCUCUUAUUUUUUUAUCUUGAAAACUGUGCUAAGGAUUAAGGCUAAGGGAGCUAUGGCCAAAACUCUAGGUACUUGUGGUUCCCACUUCAUUCUUAUCCUUUUCUUCACCACAGUCCUGCUGGUUCUGGUCAUCACUAACCUGGCCAGGAAGAGAAUUCCUCCUGAUGUCCCCAUCCUGCUCAACAUCCUGCACCACCUCAUUCCCCCAGCUCUGAACCCCAUUGUUUAUGGUGUGAGAACCAAGGAGAUCAAGCAGGGAAUCCAGAACCUGCUGAGGAGGUUGUAAGAAAUAAAAUGAAUGAGACCUGAUCUUGAAAACAGAAAUAGAUAAUGGGAAAUAAUUAUUAUGCUGCAUAGAAAAUUUGAAUUGUUACUGUAAGAAUAAGUUUAGAUUUGGCUUUCCUCAGUGUUUCAAUUGAUUAUACAGAUAUCCACUUCUUGGCUCCAGCUUCUUGUACUGACUGGAAUCUUAGUGUUUUGACAUUCUAGAAUUAUUUGGAAGCUUUUCCUG